Messenger RNA from Rotaria socialis, 1116 nucleotides. NCBI's taxonomy places the organism in Eukaryota, Metazoa, Rotifera, Eurotatoria, Philodinida, Philodinidae. The record is from the annotation of a GenBank genome assembly.
AUGUCGCGAUCGUCGAAAAAGUGUGCGCAAGCAACAGCAAAUAAUGACCAAGUAUAUCAUGAUAACAAUAUCAAAGCAGACUUGCAUGAUGCAAAUAAUCGUCCAAAGAAAAAGAAGAAAAAACGUCGUAACUCGACAUUGACAGCAGAAAAUACUGUUGAGCCAAUGAUUAUUAACAAUAAUAACAACCAUCAUGUUGAUAAUAGUCCUAUUCAACUGCAUACUCAGACAUUAAUACCUGAGCCUAGAUUAAUUUAUAGAAAUAAAUGCCCAUGUGAUGCACAUUACACUAAAGUAUUAAUUGAAUACAAUUAUGAACUACCAGCUGAUCAAAUAUUUGACUUAGUGUUUGGUUCAAAUGAGUUCGUUCGAGUAUAUAGACAAGCACAAAGACUCUAUGAUUUGACUGAAAGUGAAUGGACGCGAAAUGAACGAACAGCUAAUCUUGAACGAACACUUAAUUAUAAAGUACCUUUUGAAACUGCACUAAUGGGUAAAAGUACGAUUAUGACACGUGAAAAACAAACACGCGUGCACGAUGUACCUGGCUCGCAUUUUGUAGUUGAAACUGAAGUAUCUAAUGAAGGUGUUAAGUUUAGUGAUACAUUUUGUCUUCUGAUACGAUUUUGUAUUGUUCAAACAUCUCCGACAACAACCAAUCUCCUUGUUACUGCUCGAAUAAAUUAUGUUAAAUCAGUGAAUGGAAUUAUAAAACAAUUUAUUGAACGAAAUUCUUAUUCAGCAUCACAAAAUGGGCUAAAAGAUUUAAAUAAUCGUCUAAAUGCUAUAAAGAAUUCGCCGAUAGACAGAUGUCGUUUAAGCAAUGGUGAAGUAACAUUAACCGAAUCUAUCAUCGAAAAUAAUCAUCAUAUUAGCCAAGAAGACACAAAUCCUGUGCAACAAUUACAAUCUAAUACUACAACGAUUACUACUACUAUAAAUAGUAUCAAUGAUAAUACGAAUAGAAAUACAUUGUCUUCCGAGCACGAUAAAAUCCUGCAUAUGCUUGUAUUACUGGUUGUUCUUUUAACCAUAAUGCAUUUAUAUUUAUAUAAUAAACUUCAACGAACAGAUCUUCUUCUUGAUACAUUAAUUCAUUUAUUGAAAAAACAGUGA